AUGCUGUGGCUGCUGAGAACAAUGUGCCUUAUCCAUGUGCUUGGAAAAAUAUUUUGUUUAAUUGGACAAAACAAGAAUCCUGAAUCUAACAUGAAUGUUAGUCAGAUUAUUAAACACUGGGAAUAUCCAAGCGAAGAAUAUGAGGUUGUGACUGAUGAUGGUUACAUUCUUCCACUUAACCGAAUUCCUCAUGGGAAGAACAAUGCUAAUAGUUCAGCCCCAAAGAUGGUAGUACUUUGUCUCCCCGGCUUGUUUUCAACUGCUGGUGUAUGGGUUUCCAAUCCUCCUGACAACAGCCUGGCCUUCAUCCUAGCAGAUGCUGGGUAUGAUGUGUGGUUGGGAAACAACAGAGGAAGUACCUGGGCAAAGAAACAUGUGACGCUCAACCCAGAUUCUAAAGAAUUCUGGGCUUUUAGUUAUGAUGAGAUGAUAAAAUAUGACGUUCCAUCCAUCAUUAAGUUCAUUCUGGAGAAAACAGGACAAAAGCAGAUUUACUAUACUGGCCAUUCUCAAGGAACCCUAAUCGCUCUGGGGGCAUUUGCAACAAAUCAAGAACUGGCUGAAAAGAUUAAACUCAGCAUUUUAAUAGCUCCAGUACAUACUGUUAAAUAUGUCAAAGGUUCUGGGCGUCUUCCAGCUUAUUUCACUCCAACGGCUUUCAAGAUUUUUUUUGGUGAAAAAGAAUUCUUCCCUACCGAAGUUUUCAGUAGGCUGUCUCCACAUGUGUGCGAUAUUACAUUGGUUGAUGCUGGAUGCGCUACUGUACUGGGCUCACUGACUGGAUAUUCUCCAGAGCAAUUAAAUACGAGCCGUAUUGAUGUGUACAUAACACACAGUCUAGCAGAAUCAUCAGUUCAAAUUCUUAUACAUUAUGGUCAGGCAAUUAGAAGUGGUGUAUUUCAGGCUUAUGAUUGGGGAAGUCCAUCUCUGAAUAUGCAACACUACAAUCAGACUACUCCUCCUGUAUACAAUGUGGAAGACAUGAAGGUUCCAACUGCCAUGUUUAGUGGUUUAAAAGAUUUUUUGUCUGACCCAGAAGAUGUUGCAAAUUUGGUACCCAAAAUCUCCAACCUCACAUACCAUAAGAUUAUUUCUGAUUUUAGUCAUCUUGAUUUUAUAACGGGAUUAAAUGCUAGGAAAGAGGUUUCUGAGGAAAUUUUAACACUUCUUAGGAAAUAUGAUGGUGAUAUAUAG
Messenger RNA from Mus caroli (Ryukyu mouse), 1194 nucleotides. Its product is annotated as tear acid lipase-like protein. Gene Ontology annotation, biological process: lipid metabolic process. Lineage: Eukaryota; Metazoa; Chordata; Mammalia; Rodentia; Muridae. Gene Ontology annotation, molecular function: hydrolase activity, acting on ester bonds. The record is from RefSeq and is a predicted model, not a curated record.